Molecule: messenger RNA, 504 nt
Organism: Mycetomoellerius zeteki
Lineage: Eukaryota; Metazoa; Arthropoda; Insecta; Hymenoptera; Formicidae
Product: zinc finger MYM-type protein 5-like
Exons: 1
Source: RefSeq, a predicted model, not a curated record
AUGUCAAAAAAGAAAUCAGGAGCGGAGUUCCGAAAAUUGAAAAAGAAGCGAGAGGAAGAAAGAAUACAGCUUGCCAGCACUUGGCAUAAAUGGCUGAAUAAAGAAAAAAAUUCAGAUGCCGGCUGUUCUUCAUUGACUACUUUUACUGAGGAAAAAGAUCGUUCUGCACAAGACAGUGAUAAUGAAUCGAAAUCAAAAACUGAAGAACAGAAUUUAUCUUCUCCAGAAACUACUAAUACAGAUGACAUUGUUGCUCAAGAUAAAAUUGCAGGAGAAAAAGAAUUACUGAAUGCCUUUGAUCCAGCGACAUGGCAGCGUCCCUACAGUCAUUCUUUAAUUGCUGUUCUUGUAGAAAGAGGUCCUGAGCAAGGCACAGAUACUGAUUAUUUAAAGUCUAUGGAUAACGAAGGUCGACGAUUUUCUACGAAAUGGUUAUAUAAAACUAUGCCUAAUGGAGAAACUGUAAAACGAGAUUGGUUAACAUAUAGCAGACACAAAGGAUCA